Messenger RNA from Scutellospora calospora, 157 nucleotides. The record is from the annotation of a GenBank genome assembly. Lineage: Eukaryota; Fungi; Glomeromycota; Glomeromycetes; Diversisporales; Gigasporaceae.
AUCGUUCGAUACCCCCCGAUUUGGAAACUGAAAAAAAGAAAGAUUUAUUAGAGAAAGUUUUAAAGCAAAAAAUAAAUAAUGGAUAUAAAGUCAAAAGUGACUUACUUCGCCAUAACGGAAAGACAAAAACUCCCGCUUCAACACAAACCGAGCUCGU